Messenger RNA from Vitis vinifera (wine grape), 1492 nucleotides. RefSeq lists its product as uncharacterized. Bases 220 to 1380 code for a protein of 386 amino acids. The record is from RefSeq and is a predicted model, not a curated record. Lineage: Eukaryota; Viridiplantae; Streptophyta; Magnoliopsida; Vitales; Vitaceae. The transcript has a single exon.
AAAAAGUUUGUGAUAGAUGCUAUGAAGUUGCGUUACACCUACUCUUAACUUUAUUCUUCCAUGUCCCCACCCCGGUCGGGUUACAUUCAUUCUUUUUCUUCUUCAUCAUCAGACUCAUUCUCCCAAGUCCCUUCUCUUCGUCCUGAACAGGUCAUGCAAUGCAAUACUUUGUAAGCUUCUGUGUGGCACUUAGAUAACUUCAUUCAACAUUCAGUUUUAAUGAUGGCCGGCAUAACAUCUUCGUUCUGUAGCAGAUUCAUCUCUCUUUUUAUACUUCUGUUUCAUCUGGGUUGUUUUAUGUUUACCGUGGAGGAUGGCGACCGCCGCCCUUCGAGAAAAAGGAAGGUGUCUCCGGUGUCUUCCCACCACCUUUCGCCCAUGGAUUCUCGCAGUAGAUCGCGAAAUGCUCUCUCGUCUUCGUGGUUUUAUCUGAAAAAGAUCUUCGCUUCCAAGCCAUGUACGGCGAGUAUGGACACGCAACCGGCGACGGCGACGGUGUCUUCCGCCAGAUCGUCCCUGCACUCCGUGGUCUCCGUUGUACUGCCUGAAAUGAUGGUUGUGUCGGAUCCUCAACGCAAAGUCCCGACUGCGACUCGCCCGGAGUCCGAUAUCUCCGCCGACCAUCAGUUCUUUCCUCUCCGAAACGAUAUCUUUCCGUGCCCGGCAUGCGGCGAAGUCUUUCAGAAACCGCAGAAUCUCGAACAGCAUCAAGCCCUGAAACACGCGGUUUCGGAGCUCAUUGACGGAGAUUCAGGGAAUAACAUAGUCCGGAUCAUAUUCAAAACCGGUUGGACCGACAGUGAAAAGAUACCGAAAAUUCAGCGGAUCUUGAAAAUCCACAACAGCUCGAAAAUACUGGCGAGGUUCGAAGAGUACAGAGAGUCUGUAAAAUCCAAAGCGGCGAGAAACGGCGCCGUUCGGAGACGCGACGAGAGGUGCAUCGCCGACGGCAACGAGCUCCUGAGGUUUCACUGCUCGACGUUCCUAUGCAAUUUGGGGCAAAACGGAAACUCCAGCGUCUGCAACCACCAGUACUGCAGCGUCUGUGGGAUCAUCAGAACCGGAUUCUCACCCAAGUUGGACGGAAUCUCCACGCUAUCCACCAGCUGGAGAGCACACGCCACGAUCCCGGAGGACAUCGAAGACGAGUUCAGGUUCAUGAAUGUGAAGAGAGCGAUGCUUGUGUGCAGAGUGGUGGCCGGCCGAAUCGGAAGCGACCAGGACGAAGUGGAUAAGGAGGACGGCGGAUUCGAUUCAGUGGUGGGCAGAAGCGCCAUAGGCGGCGGCGGAUCGCUGACAAGGUUGGUGGACGACGAAGAGUUACUGGUAUUCAACCCAAGGUCUGUGCUACCUUGCUUUGUAAUAGUAUACUCUGUGUGAGUCACGACUCACGAGCUUAUUUCCUGUGUUUGAUGUCAGCUAGUUCUGUUCUUUUCUCUGAUCAUGGACUAUUAUUAUCUUCAGUAUUAAUGUAUAUGAUCUAGUUCUGCCA